AUGACCGCCGACGGACGUCGGGAGGAGCGCAUCCUGUCCAGUGAGACAGGUAAGACAGCUUUAAAACUUCUCAUUAAAAUCCUCCAGUUUCCCUCAAUUUUACAUGUUAAAUGAUUUUAGAUAAAGUUGUUAUCUAUCAAGUAGGAUUAAAGUGUAAGAAUCGACAGUUAUUUGAAGUUAAAUUAACCAGUUGUGGGAACGGAGUUAUGAAUUCCACUCUUAAGAUAGCUUGACCCCAAACCCCAAACCUCAGAAAUAUCUAAUUUUGCUUGGGGAAAUUGGUAAAACCUAUUAAUUGAGGUGUGUUAGGGUGAAAGAUCUUAUUUGCUCAUGUGUGUAUGGUUUAGAGACUUCAACUUUCAAAAUUAACUGUAGAAAUAACAUAAUCAAAGAUGGCGCCUGGGCCACUUUUUUCUAACGUUAAACCGCUUUAGGCCACAUCUUUAAAAAGUUUUAAAAAACUGUUUUUGUUCAUAACUUGAAGAUAUUAGAACUGUGAGGCGGAUCUGAAUUAGGUGGAAUGCGCAUGCGUGCCUUUUGUGGCAGCCGGGGGCGGGGUUAACAGAGAAUGGAAUUUUGAAGAAGAUAUAGUAAAAUACUGUAACCCCUAUUUACCAAUUAACUAAUCAACUUCUGAUUACCAAUUACGGAAUUGAUUUUGUUGCUUCCAACGCCACCCCGGGAAUUUUACCUGGAGAGUAGAAUUACCCCUGAAUGUAGAGCUAGGGCACACACAAGUUCGUCUGCCAGUGAAGACAGGAGGCCGUGGUCCAGUGUACAAAUACUUUUGAUUUUUAUUUGACAAUUUUACCAAUAAACAAGAUCAAUAAAAUAUUUUUCACUAAUUCAUCCACACUCAUUCACACACAAACACACACACACUUCUCUAAACUAUAGCAACAAUGUUGCCUAUAAAAUUGAUGUGCAAUUAGCAAAUUUUGUUUUUUUCAGAAAUAAACCACAAAUACAAAAGAAAGAAGACUAGCAAGCAAAAAAAAGAAAAUAACUCAACUAUUAAAAUGAUAUGAAGUCUGUUUAAAUAAUAGAUAGACAGAAGUGUUGAAACUGAAGUGUAAUGCAGGCCUGUGCGUCUUUGAGUAAAAGACAAAAAGGAGUUUCUAAUUCUAAAGGAUACUCAAAAUAGUAAUGGCUGUGUCCAAAAUGGAUCCCUAACCCCUAUAUAGGUGACUAUAUUGGGGUAUAGUGAUGAUAAGUGAUCAAUUCCAGUGCCUCAUAUAGGCGACUCAAAAUUUCCCAUAAAGCAUUGCAAAAUGUAGUGACCAUCCGAUGGUCACUCACCGGUGGUGGGCAUCCCAUCAUGCAUUGCAUCUUGCCAUGUAGUGUCCAAAACCUCCAGUGAUUAAGUUCACUACAUAGUCAAUUAUAUCUGAAACCCCAUAUGGGGGUUAGGGGUUAGGGAUUGAGUGAUUCAUUUCAGACACAGCCAAUAAUUGAUUGUGUGGUAGCCAUUAUUUCUGCCACUACACUGACAGAGAGCAGACUCAGUAAAUGCGGACAAUCCCUUUACCGGAAGUGAAGGCGCGCACCAUGCUGACUGGCAUUAACAUACAAACUCAAAAUCUCCCUUACAAAUACACUGUAAAAAAUAUUCACACAAUAUGUAUACAAGGAAGAGAAUGAGUGUAACAAAUCAGCACCUUAACUGCAGUUAUUGUUGAUAAGGGGUCAAGUAAAGUCAAACAGCAGAAUACCAUGAAUGGUCCUGUAGGCCUCAUGAUGUCUCAUUCUCUUUUUAUGGAUGCACAGAUUUUGACCCUUUUAAACUUUUCCUCCCUCAAGUGGUGCCCUCCAGCUCGCUGCUCCUCCUGCUUCCGCUGUUGCUCUUCCUGCUUCUUCCUCUGUUUCCUCUCCUGCUUCUUUCUUUGCUUCCUCUCUUGCUUCCCCUGCUCCCUCUCCUGGGGUCCCACCCACUGGAGGAACCAUCAGUCUCCACUGGCAGGAUUGAUGAAGCCACAACUGUCCACUGCGCCUGACAGAAACAGCAAUCCAAGGAACUCCUCACAUCUGGAUGGACUUUUAAAACCCAGAGGAGUGUCUCACACCAGGACCUUUGAUUCCCAGGACAAGGAUAAUGGACCCUUUUAACCUUUGUGCACCCCUUAUAAUUUACUAACACUUGUUACCCUUUUGUUUAACCUUUAACCUUUUUGCACCCCUUAAAAUUUACUAACACUUGUUACCCUUUUGUUUAACAUUUAACCUUUGCGCACCCCUUGAAAUUUACUAACAAUUGUUACCCUUUUGUUACCCUCUAAUAAAAGUGCUUUAAAAUCAUUAUACAUUCAUUUUUUUUUUACUUUAAAGCAUUAUAUCUUGUCAACAACUCCAGACCUAUCCAUAGAUAUAAAGUUUAUUAUAAUUUUUUUUAUAAUUUUUUAGGUUUUUAGUGUCUUUUGUCGUAAGUACCCCUGAUUUUUUUUAAUGGGAAAAACACAAAAUAUGCAAUAUUUGCAGAAAUGAGGUGCAAAGUGAAAUAUUUUUGAUAAAGAUAUAACAGCCCUGACCAUGUCAAUAAUUGAUAAAAACAUUGAUUUCAAUGAAUAAUUAUUUUUUGCACAAUGACAGUUUUCAGUAUAAACUAUCACUUGUUACCCUUGUUGCCACAAGUGGCCGGUCUAAUAAAAGUGCAGUAAAAACAUUAUACAUUCCACAAUAAAAAAAAAAUACAGCAGAAGUCCUUUGUAAAUUCAGAAUAUAAAUAUGCAGUUGAGGUCCUGUGUAAGUACAGAUUUUACAUAUAAAUAUGCAGCAGAGGCCUGUGUAAAUCUGGAUUAUAAAUAUGAAUAUACAUAUGCAGCAGAGGCCCUUUGUAAGUCCACAAGAUUAAUAUGAAUAUAAAUAUGCAGCAGAAGUCCUGUGUAAACAAACGACAUUUGCUCUUUUUUCUGCACAUCUUUAGUUUCAUCAACAAUAACUGAAAACUUUUUGUGCAAAAUUUGUACCAUUAGAAAUGAAUGGGGAAGUCUUAAAAUUCUACCUUUUUCUCUUCCACCUUCUAAGCCUUAUAACUUAAGCAUACUUUCACCUAGAGACCUCAUUUUUGCUUUAAACUGUUCAUUGUCUUGUCAACUAUUGAUGUAUUCACUUUUUGUGCUAUCUUCUACAGUUUUCCCACAAUUUAGCUUUAAGCACCUCGUGGUUUUCAGCAAAUUUUCAGGCUUUAUAAUGGGUGUGUAUUGGAGAGGCUAGAGUGACGAUUUGAAAAGCUAGAGUGCAGACCUCGUCUCUGAUCGACAGAACCUCGCUCAAAUAUAUCGCUCCCACGCCCACAAAUCUCACUCCACAGCCAUAAAAAAUACAUCAAAAUGGAGGUAUACGUGUCCUGCUUCCCACAAAAGAGGUUUCAAAUCAUUAAAUCCUACCCCUUGGCCAGGAGGUGACCAACUGUCCAAAUAGGCAGAAAUCUCUCCCAUUGACCAUAAUGUAUUUUUUCUCCAAGAAAAUCCUUAUCGCCACUCAGGCUCAGACUUUUUUAACUAGCUGUUGUGGCCACAUUUUUCAGAGUACAGACAUAAAAAACACAUCAUUGUGUUCAUGAAGGGUGGAGGAUUCGUACGAUGUUCUUAUUUUCAUUCUGGGACUUAAGGAAAUCGUGCUAUGUGAAGAAGUUCACAGGCCCUAAAUUCACCGCAGUUCAGCACCUCUCAGUCAAACAGUAGGUCAGUUAAGAUCUGACAGCGGUUCAGGAUGCAAUCAUUAACGAGAGACACACACACACACACACACAUACACAUUCUUGUACUUGUUGCUUUGUGAGGUCUACCUUGCAGUUCAGCUGCUUGUACACACAGUUAACCCUUAUGUAACGGUGUGGCUAAAAAGAGCCACUAGGGUCAGAAUUUAGCCACCAAUUUCCACGUAACUUUUUUUUUACUGCACCAAAUGGGAUGAUUUUUUUUGUGGAUGCUUAUAUUGAUAGACACUUUGAAAAUAUUACUUCAAAAUUUUCACCAGGUCAAAAAUAGGCGCUCGGCAACCUUACACCCUUUGGUAACGCUCAGUGGCUAAAAAAAGCCACUUUUUUGACUGCUGUAAAAACAUAUUGGAUUCAUAUUUUUUCCAGAUUUUUUUUUUCGUAUAUCUCUUAAGUAACUUCUGCUCUAUUCAAAAUAGUACAUUUAGUAUAGUACAUAGGAGAAAAUGACUGAUAUUUAAUAGAAAACAUCAUCCUAAACUGGAAAUCUCUUGCAGGGUAAUAAAGUCUUGAAUAUGUAAAGGAUUAGUAAUAUCAUUGACUUUGAUGCCCUUUAAGUUUUUUAUGUAGGAUCAGAUUUCCAAAAAACAUCCUAUCUUAACGCUCAGUGGCUAAAAAAAGCCACUCCUUUGACUGCUGUAAAAACAUAUUGGAUUCAUAUUUUUUCCAGAUUUUUUUUCAUAUAUCUCUUAAUUAACUUCUGCUUUGAUCAAAAACUAGUAAAUUUUUCAUGUAAAAUUUUUUUUUUAACCCUUUGAGGGUCCAUUCAAAGCAUAAUGUCACUGAUAUGUUAGAAAAAUACACAAAAAUGGCCUAUUUUCAUCAUAAAACAUUAGAAACAAGUGAUUUUUUACAUGUUGCAUAGUCUUGGCCUUGUGAAGGAUUAGGAACCUCAGAAACUAUGAUGAAUUUUUGUGUAAUGUCUGAUUUUCAUAGAAACUUUCAGAUAACCCUCAUAAAAACACUUGCACUAUUCAUGUCUUUUCGAUACUCGCAUUUUCUUUGCCUACCUGCAGAUAGCAGUAAUGUGCUGAGCCAGAACUCAGCUUUGUGUGUGUGUGUGUGUGUGUGUGUGUGUGUGUGUGUGUGUGUGUGUGUGUGUGUGUGUUUGAAGCAAGACCGGCAGGAGAUCACUCUGUGUUCAUGCCAGAUGUGUUUCCCACAGAACACACAGGUUUUGUCAGUUCUUUUUGACACCAAAGCCGUUCCCAGGUCCUCCAGGAGUAGCCUCUUCCUGAAUCACUUAUCACUUUCCCCGGUUCCAGGAGAGAUCCACAUCCCACAGCGAGGCAGUAGAUUCAGGUAGGCAAAGAAAAUGCGAGUAUCGAAAAGACAUGAAUAGUGCAAGUGUUUUUAUGAGGGUUUUAUGAAAGUUUCUAUGAAAAUCAGACAUUACACAAAAAUUCAUCAUAGUUUCUGAGGUUCCUAAUCCUUCACAAGGCCAAGACUAUGCAACAUGUAAAAAAUCACCUGUUUCUAAUGUUUUAUGAUGAAAAUAGGCCAUUUUUGUGUAUUUUUCUAACAUAUCAGUGACAUUAUGCUUUGAAUGGACCCUCAAAGGGUUAAAAAAAAAUUUACAUGAAAAUUUUACUAGAUAUGAAUAGAGCAGAAGUUAAUUAAGAGAUAUAUGAAAAAAAAUCUGGAAAAAAUAUGAAUCCAAUAUGUUUUUACAGCAGUCAAAAAAGUGGCUUUUUUUAGCCACUGAACGUUAAGAUAGGAUGUUUUUUGGAAAUCUGAUCCUACAUAAAAAACUUAAAGGGCAUCAAAGUCAAUGAUAUUACUAAUCCUUUACAUAUUCAAGACUUUAUUACCCUACAAGAGAUUUCCAGUUUAGGAUGAUGUUUUCUAUUAAAUAUCAGUCAUUUUCUCCUAUUUUUUCCCAAUUUUGGUGACUUUUUUUUUUAAAUUGGCCCUUAAAGGGUUAAAAUUUUGAUGCUUCAUGAAAAAUUUACUAUUUUUGAAUAGAGCAGAAGUUACUUAAGAGAAAUAUGAAAAAAAAAUUGGAAAAAAUAUGAAUCCAAUAUGUUUUUACAGCAGUCAAAAAAGUGGUUACCAAAGGGUGUAAAUUGCGACGGUUACACAAGGGUUAAUGUGUGUCUGCUUCACCACCUAUCUCCACCCACAAACUUUGAGCUACAGAAACCAUUCUGGGCUUCAAAAAUUCAGCUCAUUGAAGAUAUUAUGGGGUGUUUUGAGGAUUGUGAUAAUAAAUUGUAUUAAUGAGUUCAGCAGAGUCUUGUGUUCUCACAAGCUCCUUAUCAUGAAUAUAUACAGAGGAUGAGCGUCAGGGCCUACUUGGAGUCCUGUUUCUUUAGCUUCAAGCCUUCUUUCUCCUGCUAUAGUUAUGCAUCCAAGGUCCCCAUGGCAACCAAUUUGUGCACCUGGAGACACACAGCUGACUGGAAAGCUGCUUCUAAUAGCCAUAUGAGACACAUGAAGCCAGGCUCAGUACACAUAGCACUGGGGAUGACAUUUAAAACCCUUUCCUAGAGCGCUUGAAAAAACUUCAGCCCCUAUCUUCUCACAUGACCUUUGACCUACAGAAACCAUUCAGGGCUUUAAAAUUUAAGUUCAUUGAGGACAUUAUGGGGUGUAUUCAGGAUUUAUAUUCAUUUAAAUUUUUCACAUUUUAAAGUCACUCAGUGAUGAUUUAUCAUUUAAUUUUUCAAACUAAUUUAAACUCAUUCAAACUGAUUCAAACCUUUCUAAUACUUAAAAACUUUCUGAUACUUGAGGAUUUUUAAUUAUUUAAAUUUUCCAUGUUUUAAAUUAGUUUUAAUAUUUAUGCAUUAUUCUAUCCUUCAAACAAAAUCCUACCUCAAGUACGACAACUACUGCUAACGUCAAUUAAACUAGUACUUUCCCCUCUACUUCAACUGCUAUUGCUCCUAUUUCUACUUUCUCUACUGCUCCUAUUGCUACUAUUUCUACUUUCAUUACUCCUUUGACUUAUACUUCUUUUAUUCUCAAACUACUUCUACUGCUGACAUGACUACUAGUAUUAAUGCCUUUGAUCUCACAGCUGUUUAGGAUAAAAUCAUUAACGAGACACACUCACACAGUCUGACAAUGUGUGUGCGUGUGUCUGUUUCCAAAGGACCUGCAUGUACACACAGUUAAUAUGUGUCUGCUUCACCACCUAUCUCCACCCACAAACUUGGAGCUACAAAAACCAUUCUGGGCUUCAAAAUGAAUGGGGAAAUCUUCAAAUUCUACCUUUUACUCCUCCACCUUCUCAGCCUUAUAACUUCAGCAUACUUUCACCUCGAGACCUCAUUUUUGCUUUACAAUGUUCACAAUCUUCUCCUCUAAAUAUGCUGUAUUGACAUUUUUGUGCUAUCUCCUACAGUUUUUCCACAAUUUAGCUUUAUUCACCUCGUGGUUUUCAGCAGAUUUUCAGGCUUUAUAAUGGGUGUGUAUUGGAGAGGCUAGAGUGAUGAUGUCAUCGCUAGAGUGGACAGCUCGUCUUUUUUCGACAGAACCUCGCUCAAAUAUAUCGCUCCCACGCCCACAAAUUUCACUCCACAGCCACAAAAAAUACAUCAAAAUGGAGGUAUAUGUGUCCUGCUUCUCACAAAAGAGGUUUCAAAUCAUUAAAUCCUACCCCUUGGCCUGCAGGUGACCAAAUGUCCAAAUAGGCGGAAAUCUCUCCCAUUAGCCCUCAUGUAUUUUUUCUCCAAGAAAAUCCUUAUCGUCACUCAGGCUCAGACUUUUUUAACUCGCUGUUGUGGCCACAUUUUUUGGAGUUCAGACAUGAAAAACACAUCAUUGUGUUCAUGAAGGGCGGAGGAUUCGUACGAUGUUCUUAUUUUCAUUCUGGGACUUUAGGAAAUCACGCUAUGUUCAGAGGCCCUAAAGUCACUGCAGUUCAGCUGCUUCUCAGUCAAACAGUAGGUCAGUUAACGCCUUUGGUCUCACAGCUGUUUAGGAUAAAAUCAUUAACGAGACACACUCACACACAUGCUGCGUCCGAACUGCCCGCUCGGAUACUACAUGCUACUGCUACGUGCUACUGCUAGAUCCUACUCCUACAUACUAAACACGUUGGCCCAAUUCGGACACACUAGACGAGCGGUGAGGAAAGACGACCCCCGCAGGCAGAGAGUAGGUACUGCGCCCGUGCAGACAGUGGUAACUGAAGCACCUCAUCUGCUGGCCUGGCUGUAGUACUGCAGCGAGUACUGUACAAUGAUCGGUGCGCACAGGUGACUUAUUAGGCAUCAUCACCAGAAGGCACCUGUUACUCAUUAACAAUGAGUAUAAAUAUAGUGGUGCCAUCACGGAGGUGGCACAUCUUCAAACAAAAGCCAACAUGCCUGCAACCGCACUGAUGCUGCUCCACACAGAAAGUGCAAGGCGGAGGCGAGCCCUGGCUCGCCGCCGUCUUGCGCUUUCUGUGUGGAGAUUCUUGGAGUCACUGCCACAGGUAAGCUAUGACAUGAAGUGCUUGAACUAGAAGCUCUGACAUGUAUUUCUUGUUACUAGUCUUUUCUGGUGUCAAAUGAUAUUGUAAAUUUGUUUACUAAUCUUACGUCAAAGAUGCAUCCACUUCAGGGCUUUAAAUCAUUACAUUUGCGUUUAAGGUGACAGGAAUCUAAUGAAAUAAUAUUUGAGAAUAAACCAUAUUAGAAAUAAUACAAAUAAGGAGAAUCCAACAACAUUUUGUAAGGCUUUGAGUAAGGCUUUUUGUAAGGCCUCAGACUCCCUUUGUUCUGUGCUGAUCUUGGUCAGGGUGCAAAAGGGAGAGCAGGCCUGAGGGCUGGCUUUUUUGGUGUUGGGGGUGUGGUUUGGCCUUGACUGACAGGGGAGUCAGGUAUUGAGAUGGUGAGGUGAGAAUUUGGGAUUUAACAAUGUGGUUUCUUUGAUUUUUCAGCAUGGCCCACGCGGGCCAUACACACUGCUCAACAGCACCGUGCCCAUCAUUCGGCAGUUUUUGGAUGACACCGUUGACCUGCGCCCCAACCUUCGCCUCUCUCGUCGCUCGCUUGCUGCCCUUACUGCUGCCAUCGACCUCAACGUGACGCUGGCCUCAACGCUGGCCAAAGGACAUAGAGGUGCUGCUCUUCGUUUUUUGGUUGGCCCAUGCAGUGUCCUACAGGGUGGUGGCUGCAGCCUGCGACAUCCCCAAGUCCACUGUUCAUGAUAUUGUGCACAGGGUGACCAAGGCUGUCGUGGGCAUCCUGGGCAGCACCAUCCGCCUCCCCAACCCUGACCAGCUGGAGGACAUCGCUGCUGGCUUCAGCCGCCUCGGGGGAAGUCCAGCUCUGCGGACCGUGGUCGGGGCAAUCGAUGGCUGCCACGUCCGCAUCAAACCACCUGCAGCACAUCAGCUGGACUUCCUCAACCGUAAGCUGUUUCACUCAAUCCAGCUCCAGGCCAUCUGUGACCACCAGGGGAGAUUUCUUGAUUUGUUUGUGGGCUUCCCUGGCUCCGUUCACGAUGCCCGAGUACUACGGAACAGCCCAGUGUACUACAGGCAGCUAUACCCACCGGAGGGCUGGUGUAUCCUGGGGGAUGGAGGCUACCCCUGUUUAGGUGCCCCCAUCUGCCUCCUGACCGGGAACCUGUUGCCAACCCCGUGCAGGCCCGGUUCAACACCAUUCACGGAAAGGCACGGAAUAUUAUUGAGCGGGCCUUCGGGAUGAUGAAGGCUCGUUGGCGGUCCAUCUUCCUCAGGGCCCUGGAGGUGAAGCCAGCCUUUGCAUCGGAGGUGGUCACCUGUUGUGCCAUCCUCCACAACAUCUGCAUGGACAACGGUGACCUCUUCGAGGCCGAGCCUCCCCCUGAGGAAGAUGGACCGCCUCCCUGUUCUGAUGCGGCGUCAGGGGAACACCUGCGGGACCGUCUGGCUGCAGCAGUGUCUGCCCCAGAGGUUGUGGCUGAUGUCCUCCAGGACCAUAAUUAUUGUUAA
Molecule: messenger RNA, 9626 nt
Organism: Xyrichtys novacula (pearly razorfish)
Lineage: Eukaryota; Metazoa; Chordata; Actinopteri; Labriformes; Labridae
Source: the annotation of a GenBank genome assembly